AUGGAUGAUUCUUUCGUUUCAUCAGGGGAUAACUUAAUAUCGAAUACAACAGAGCCUCGUAGUGCUAAUAUACUUCCUGAAAAUUUAAAUUCUCAGCAUUCUUUAAGUAAUAAUGUUGAAGAUGAAAGAGAAGCCCUGAUCCAUGGAAGUAAAACGUAUUCCGAAACACCAUUGCCCAAAAUGCCUUUAUUCGUGUUAGCAGUGGUUGUUUUCUCCGAACCUCUCAACUUUAGUUUUCUUUUACCAUUUGUAUAUUUCAUGGUACGUGAUUUUCACGUGGUCGACGAUGAAAAACAGAUUGGUAGAUACGCAGGUUUAAUAGCUUCUUCGUUUUAUCUUACUCAAUUUUGCUUUGCUAUUUUUUGGGGUUACAUGUCCGACAAGUACGGAAGACGUCCAAUACUUUUAUUCGGUCUAUCUGGAAUUACUAUAUCGUGUUUAUUAUUUGGAUUAAGUAAGAAUUUGGUUUGGGCAAUCAUAACUCGAUCACUUUGUGGGAUGUUAAACGGGAACGCUGGCGUUGCAAAGAGUAUGCUUGGUGAAUUGACUGAUAAAACGAAUCAGGCCAAAGGCUUUUCCGUCUUUGGGUUUUGUUGGGGCCUUGGUGUCAUCUUCGGUCCUAUGAUAGGGGGAUAUUUGUCUAAUCCCGUAGAUAAGUAUCCUAACAUCUUUGGCAAUUGCGCUUUUCUUAAAGAAUAUCCUUAUUUCCUUCCAUGUUUAGUGGCCGCUUCUGUUAGUUUUACUGGGCUUAUCAUAGGAUAUUUUAUGUUGCCGGAAACCCGAAAAUUCAAAGUUAAAAAUGAUGAUGAUGAGAGCAGAACUCAUCUUAUUCCACCCGAACCUAAUCCGAUCAAGAAAUCAUAUGGUGCAGUUGGUCAUCGUGAUAAUACUUUACAAGACGAUUGUAUCUCUGAAUAUGGUGAUUACGAUCCGACAGUUAUGCCUUAUAAUCAGGAACCGAUUCCUUUCAUCGGUAUUUCACUCGUCACACUAAAUGCCAUUAUAAGUAAUGCCAUCCUUGCACUUCACUCUAUAAUGAGUGAUGAGAUUUAUACAUUAUUUGCGGUAGCGAAAGUUCAUGAUGGGGGCCUUGAAUAUCAAGCAAUUGAUAUAGCUCAAAGUUUAACGAUAAUGGGGAUGAUUCAUUUAUCUACUCAAAUCUAUGUAUAUCCAUGGAUAGCGCGUAAAAUUAGCAUAAUACAGUUGUUCCAUCUUGGUCUAUUGGCCUACGUUCCGGUUUAUUUUGCCUUUCCCUUGAUUAAUCGAUUAAAAAUUGCGUUAACAACACCUUACAGUGAUACUAUAGUUUGGUACGCCUUAUUAUUCCUUUUAGCUGCUCGAUUUAUCUGUAACGUUCUAGCUUACACAUCCGUCAUGAUCUUGCUUAAUAAUUCCGCAACGCCUGAAGUACUAGGUUAUGCUAAUGGAAUUGGUCAAAUGACUUGCAGUUUCUUACGUGCGAUUGGACCUGCUUUAGGCGGAUUUCUCUGGUCCUGGUCUUUGGCGAACGAUUUAAGUUUUCCAUUUAAUAAUUG
Messenger RNA from Funneliformis caledonium, 1535 nucleotides. NCBI's taxonomy places the organism in Eukaryota, Fungi, Glomeromycota, Glomeromycetes, Glomerales, Glomeraceae. The record is from the annotation of a GenBank genome assembly.